AUGGUGUUUGUUAAAGAGGAGAGUGAGGAGAACAUGAUUGAACCAGAAAUCUGCAGAAUAAAACACGAGGAACCAGAAACAUGGAGAAUAAAACACGAGGAACCAGAAACCUGCAGAAUAAAACAGGAGGAACAAGGAGAGUGUAUAGAAGAAAGUGCGGAGAAUGAAGAAUUGAGUGAAGUUGAAGAGAAAAAUCAUGUCAAAACUGGAGAAAAACCUUUGAGUUGCUCUCAAACCAAACAGAAACAUUUAAAGAUAUCUUCCACCUGCACUCAGUGUGGGAAGAGUUUCACACGCAAAUAUAGUCUUAAGGAUCACAUGAGAGUUCAUACUGGAGAGAAGCCGUUCACUUGUAAUGAAUGUGGGAAGAGUUUCACAAAAUCAGCAAACCUUAAGGAUCACAUGAACAUCCACACUGGAGAGAAGCUGUACACAUGUGAUCAGUGCGGCAAAACAUUUUUGAGGGCCUCAGACCUGAAGAAGCACCUGAGAGUUCAUACAAAGGAGAAGCCACAUUCAUGUCAUUUGUGUGGAAAGAGUUUUUCACGUCUAGAUCAUUUGAAAGGACAUCAGAAAAUACAUACUGCUGUGAGAGAGCACAUGUGCGUUGAGUGUGGGAAGACUUUUAAAUCUGCAGAGUGUUUAAAACGGCACCAGAGGAUUCACACUGGAGAAAAACCUUACAGGUGUUCACACUGUGACAUGAGAUUCAGUCGGUCAGGAAACCUGAAAAGACAUGAGAGAAAUUACACUGGAGAAAAAAAACGUACAAGCGUUCACACUGUGACAAGAGAUUCAGUCGGUCAACACAUUUGACGUGUUGUUUGUAGUUUGCUUACUCUUUCAUAAAGGACAGCAGCUUUUUACAAACUGUUCUUAUGCAGGAAGCUGAAGAAGAGACUGUAACACUUUUAAAAGACUUCAUUGUUGUUUUUAAAACCACUUCUUCAAUUAUGUAUUUAUAAAACGCUGAUGCGGGAUAUACUGUCAUGUUGCUUUGCAACUGAUCCUCCUUUUGCUUCUUUUGUAAGUAUGGAUGGGUACCUGAACCCAGAAUUAAAUGAUCCCUGGGGCUAAAUUACGAAAGACCGCAGUAUCGAUAAGCUCUGAUGUUAUCUGUUCCGCUUUCAGAGUCGGAGAAAUUAAGAAAAUACACUUAUAAUUUAUUAAUGGUACAUAAACGUUUUCAAACUAAUUGUAUCUAGCCAACCAUUUCUAUAUGUGAUAAUAUCAGGACAUUCAUCUAUGAUGUGUUUUUCAUUAUUUGCAACCCAGAAGUGAGAUCUCCCUUGCACUUUAAAUCUGUGAGAUUAAUCUAAUUUUAUUUUGAGAUUGGCUUCCAAGGAUUAUAAAAACAAGAUGUUUGAGGCAAAUCAAUUAUUGUGCUCCAUUUCGUUUAGCAGUGCUUUUGUGAGCCCUGUGAACCUUGCCUUGUGUUGUCAAAAAUGUGUAUUCAUAAAUUGGAAAAAACGUGACGUUACUAGUUUACAUACUUGUUUGUUAUUGCCAGCCUCAGCGAUAAGAGGGUGCACACUUGGAACUUUUAGUAUAUAUCUCAUUCACUAUUUCAAUAAAGUUCAAUAAUGUUUUUUUUUCAUGCUGCUAAAACACUACACGCUGCAGUUUCAGGAUCUAAAUCUUUCCGUUAGUCUUUCCUGAAAUUGAAAUGAUUGACAGUGAUAAACAGGCAGAAUAAAAAGUCAUGUGUUUGUUUUUUAUUUUUUUACUGCCUUUUCAAUUAAUACUUUUAAAGUAAAGACUCCUUAAUUAAAAUAUAUUUGAGGGUUCGUACGGGUGCUUGAAAUCCUUGAAAACGCUUGAAUUUUAACAUAGUGUUUUCAAGGUUUGAAAAGUGCUUGGAUUUUGGAUAAAGUGCUUAAAAUGCUUGAAAAUGCAGUUGCAUUGGUUUCUUAUAAAAAAAAAUUCUUACGGAAUACUUAAUA
Onychostoma macrolepis is the source of this 1943-nucleotide messenger RNA. Its product is annotated as gastrula zinc finger protein XlCGF7.1-like. NCBI's taxonomy places the organism in Eukaryota, Metazoa, Chordata, Actinopteri, Cypriniformes, Cyprinidae. The coding region runs from base 1 to 816 and encodes 271 amino acids. The record is from RefSeq and is a predicted model, not a curated record. Gene Ontology annotation, biological process: regulation of transcription by RNA polymerase II. Gene Ontology annotation, molecular function: RNA polymerase II cis-regulatory region sequence-specific DNA binding; DNA-binding transcription factor activity, RNA polymerase II-specific. The transcript is spliced from 2 exons.